Molecule: messenger RNA, 484 nt
Organism: Bradysia coprophila
Lineage: Eukaryota; Metazoa; Arthropoda; Insecta; Diptera; Sciaridae
Gene: ksh
Product: transmembrane protein 167A-like protein ksh
Source: RefSeq, a predicted model, not a curated record
UUCCCACUAACUUAACUCUCCAACAAAUUGUACGACAUUCAAACGUCAGUUUGUGCGGUCAGAGAGUUAUUGUUUACACGUCACUUUCGACUUGGGUUUUCAAUGUUUUUUUGCUUUUAACUGAUUAGUUAUUAAUUAUGAGUGCUCUAUUCAACUUUCAAAGUUUGCUGUCGGUGAUUCUACUACUGAUAUGCACCUGUGCGUAUUUGAGAUCCAUCUUCCCUGGUUUCAUUGACCGCAACAAGACCGGAAUGAUGGGCACAUUUUGGAAGCUAGCACGUAUAGGAGAACGAAAAUCACCGUACGUGGCUGUAUGUUGUUUAUUCAUGGCUGCAACAGUACUAUUUUGGUCGUAGCUUUAAGUUAAGGAUUGAGCGAAAGCUUUCAGUGUGAUUUAAAAUAUUGCUUGCAUUGUACUGGUGGGUGUAAUUGGCAAAAAAGAAGAAGUUUUCGCGAAAUAAAUGCAAUUCUAAUUUUGUAAUUG